This is a messenger RNA of Sebastes umbrosus (honeycomb rockfish), 1179 nucleotides long. It is a transcript of the gene nmrk1, whose product is annotated as nicotinamide riboside kinase 1. Gene Ontology annotation, cellular component: cytoplasm. NCBI's taxonomy places the organism in Eukaryota, Metazoa, Chordata, Actinopteri, Perciformes, Sebastidae. The transcript has 8 exons. The coding region runs from base 105 to 716 and encodes 203 amino acids. The record is from RefSeq and is a predicted model, not a curated record.
CAGAGUUGUUGCAGCAGUAGACAUAACACGCAUGUGUACUACUUUAGUCUGCACAUGAGCUGUUAAUUAACUUUCUUUCACCAGUUUUACACAUUAAAACUGAGAUGAAAACAUUAGUUGUAGGAGUUGGCGGGAUAACCAACGGAGGAAAAUCCACUCUGUCUAGGAGUCUACACCAGCAGAUACCCAACAGCUAUCUCAUUGCACAGGAUUCAUAUUUUAAGGAUGAUUCUGUGGUACCAGUGGACAGCAAUGGGUUUAAGCAAUAUGACACGCUCGAUGCUCUCCACAUGGACACAAUGAUGAGCGAUGUCGACUCGUGGCGAAGAGAUCCUGAGUCGUUCUUGAGGCUGCGAGGCCUGAAGCCAGAGCACACGACACCAUCAGUGGAUGAAGAGGUGUAUGUGCUGAUUGUGGAGGGCUUCCUCAUUUUCAACCACAGGCUUCUGAAUGAGCUAUUUUACAAGAGAUACUUCAUGGAAAUACCGUAUGAUGUCUGCAACAGGAGACGAAGUUCGAGGGCGUACACGCCUCCUGAUCCUCCUGGAUACUUUGACGGACACGUGUGGCCGAUGUACCUGAAAAACAGGCAGGAGAUGGAGAGCACGGUGUCUGAGAUUAUAUUUCUGGAUGGACAGGAGCCAAAGGAAGAACUACUGGCUGCUGUGUGUAAAGAUGUUUGUCAGGAAAUAGAAAGGCUCAGGGAGAAAGAUUGACAUGGUCUGGAUUUGAUUUGUUUGCCUUUUGAAGAUGGAGACUGCUGCUCACAUGGAUGUCAGGAAAGUUAAUUUCUUUUUACUAAUGUGUGACUUAAGGGACCAAACCAAGUGUUGAUGUCUAUGUAAAACCUAUAAUAGUUAGUAUUGCUGAAAAAAGUAAAAUACUGUGGAUGAGAAUUACCUGAUGCUGUAGCAUCUAAAAAAAUAGUUAAGCUGGAGACUGGACAGAGACUGCGAGGAUCACAGAAAACCUGAUGACUUUAUUUAGUCAUCAGGUUCAUGACCGUAUUUUAAAGUCACUGGGAAACCUAAAUAUUUUUAAGUUUUUCACAAAGUUGAUGCUGAAUAUAGUCGAUAUAGUUGAUAUCUUACAAUGUUUCUCUCACUGCAUAGUUUUUUAAUAAUGUACUGAGGAUUUUGAUUCUAACAUACCUGUAAAUAUUAAACAAUGAUCGUGGCA